AUGGCGAACUUCGAAGACGUGUUCUCUUUCCAAAUAUUUUUCAUUUUCCUGAGGGAGUCGCUGGAGAUAAUUGUCAUCAUCUCCAUUUUGUUAACAAUCGUAAAGCAAGCUCUGUUAUCUGAGGAAGAAGAAAAUGUUUCUGUUACCGAAGUGGAUGGUCCGCACGAAGGUACGAGGCUGACAGUCGAGGAAGAAGAAGUGGCGGCUGCUUCAAGUCCCGCCGAUGGGUCUUCCAGCCACUCGAGCGUCGAGUUCGACAACCGUCAGUUGUACCGUAAGCUUAAGAUUCAAAUCUUGUCUGGUGGCGCCUUGGGACUGCUGUGCUGUUUGUUAGUGGGAGGAGCAUUUAUCGUUGCAUUUUACAUAAUCGGUACAGAUCUGUGGUCGGCCAGUGAACACUACUACGAAGGCAUCCUCAGUACCGUGGCUUCCUUGAUCAUCUCUAUCAUGGGUUUGUUCUUCAUGAGAAUGGGUAAGCUCAGAGAGAAGUUCAGAGUGAAACUGGCUACUAUUAUCUACUCAGACCAUGGCAAAAUAUUACAAGAAACGGGUCAGAAAACCGUGAAGUUUACGGAGAAAUACGCUUUGUUUAUUUUGCCUUUUGUCACUUCUCUUAGAGAAGGCUUGGAAGCAGUCGUCUUCAUUGGUGGAAUAGGAAUUGAUCAACCACUUUCGUCAAUCCCUCUCUCCAUGCUAACCGCCACACUGAUCAGCUCGGUAUUCGGGUACUUCUUUUUCAAAUCUUCAGGAUCCUUUUCGUUGCAGAUAAGUCUUGUGGUCACCACAUGCUUUCUUUACAUUAUAGCAGCAGGGCUGUUCUCCAAGGGAGUUUGGCAGUUUGAGGUUCAGAGAUAUGUGGAUCUAUGCAACGGCCAAGAUAUGAGCGAAGUUGGAAGCGGCCCCGGGUCUUACGAUAUAUCGCGCUCAAUCUGGCAUGUUAACUGCUGCAACGGAGAGACGGACGGUUUAUGGAUGAUUCUGACAGCCAUUUUCGGGUGGACCAACAGUGCAACAUAUAGCUCUGUUCUGGCCUACAACGUGUACUGGUUAAUUGUGAUAGGCGCCAUUAAAACGCUGGCAAUAGAGGAAAAACGCGGCUACAUUCCCUUCUUACCGCUUAGACUACAGAAAAGACGUAUCCAAAAGAGACUCAACAUAACGAAAAAAGCGCUAGAUCUUCGCCGCUAUGCACUGGGGUCUUCUGCAAUGCCUGUUGAUAGUGCUGUUGGAAGGAGGCCGUCCAAAGAGAGUCAGGUUAGUUCUUCUCCUUUGAUCCAAGGCUUCCCGGGCGCUAUUACCACUACACACACAUAG
Molecule: messenger RNA, 1314 nt
Organism: Lachancea thermotolerans CBS 6340
Lineage: Eukaryota; Fungi; Ascomycota; Saccharomycetes; Saccharomycetales; Saccharomycetaceae
Gene: FTH1
Product: Fth1p
Exons: 1
Coding region: 1-1314 (437 amino acids)
Biological process (GO): iron ion transmembrane transport
Cellular component (GO): high-affinity iron permease complex; plasma membrane; fungal-type vacuole membrane
Molecular function (GO): ferrous iron transmembrane transporter activity
Source: RefSeq, a predicted model, not a curated record